CCUUCUCUCUCUCUCUCUUACUCCCUCAAUUCUUUUUAUGGUUUUGAUUUUUCCUCUUUUUCCAUCUCUUUCUCCCCUUGCCUAAGAUAAAUACUUUUUUUGCUUUCCCACCCUCUCCUUCAGAUCCCUUGAGCCCUUGGUUGGGCUAGGUGGGGAGUUUGGGGGUGGAAAUAGACCUGAGAAUAGAUUUAUCAGCAGGGAACAGAGGUCUAGUACAGUGUGGGGCUUACAUGGGAGGUGAUACUGGGGUAGGAAUAAGGAAACCCAUUCUAGGGUUGCCAGGAGUGUCUGAGGGAGGCAUUAACAAGAAGAAUUUGAAAGUGGUAAGGUGAAAUGGGGUUUCUUCUCUGAAAAAUCCUAAAAAAGAAGGUCACCAGUAGGGAAGAAUUGAAAAGGGAGAUGACCAAAAGUGGUUAAGGAUUUGGAGGGAACAAGGAAAAGGAAUAAAAAUUUGCUCCAAUUUCUUGGGGGCAUUUGGUGCCAAACAAGUUGGGGGCAGGGAGCCUAUGCCCUUCCAUUGACACCCCAAAUCUAGACUUCUCAUCCAGUCUCCCCAACGUUUGACCUAGAAUUUUCCUCCCUCCUCAUAGACCUUCACCAUACAUACCUCCUGGUCCCCAGCCUAAUCCUUUUGAUCCCUCAUUUUCUCUGGACAGUCAUACACCCAGAUCUUAGGGACCUUGACCCUGAAACCCAGUAGAUAUGCCUCCAGCAUUGGGGCACAAGAAAGGGGCUGGUGUGGACCUGGGGUAUCCCAUGAUUCAGCCAUGGACUCUACCACCUGCCCCCCAAUUUUCCCCUAAGUCUUCACCUCUCUCCUGCCCCCCUUGCCCACAAACUCCCUGCCAUAGCAGCUCUGUACACAUUUUUAAACCUGGCAAAAGAUGAUGAAGAGAAUUAUUGUAAAUAUAAAAGUUUAACUGUUAGUCAUGCCUGCUGUGGGGGACUGGUGCACAUAUGGGUCUCUGAGGGAGAUUGGUUUGGGGAGUGGGACUGAGUUUUCUAUUGAGGGAAAUAUACACAGCAGAGGAGGGAAUUGAAGGAAGUAGGUAUCCAACCUUCACCUCCACCUACCUCCAACAAACACAAAAAUAGUCAGAAAAUCCAGUUUCACAGAAUGUCAAGAGUCAGAAGGGAACUCAGAGGCCAUCUAGUCUAACUCCUGGACUACGGACGGCAUCCUUUGGAUGAUGUACCUGACAAGGUUAGUUGUCCAGCUUCUUCCUUGAAGGCCUCCAAGUAAGAGGGAACUGAUCGUUUCUUAUGGCAACCUAAUCCAUUUCUGAUAACCCCAAUUGUUAUCUUUGUAACAAACCUAAAUUUUCCUACAAUUGCCACCUAUUUUCUCCUAGCUCUCCCCUCUAGAGCCAAGAGAAAUAAAUAUUCCUCAGUUACUGGAGAGACAUGAAGACAGCUAGUAGCUUUCUCCAGUCUUCACAUCUUCAGGCCAAAUUGCCUCAGUCCCUUCAAAUAAUCUUUAUAUAGUCCUUGAACCAUCCUCCUCUGGACCCAAUUCAACUUAUUAUUGUCCUUAGAAAGCACAGAAUCUCUAAAUUGGAAGGGACCUUAGCGAUCAACUAGUCUAACACAUACCUGAGUAAGUAGAAAUUGUUUACAGUAGCCCUCUUGCCAAUCAAUAGAAUUUUCCUCUGCCACUUAUGUGGUGGGAGACAGGGGAGCUAGGACAGUUAGGAUGGCAUCAGUCAGUGCAAACCUAAUGCUGUGAAGGGGACAGAGUCCUCAUCAAGAGAAGAUCCAGUCCAGGAGAUAGAACCCUCCUCCUACCCAAAAGGAAGGGAGCCAGCUAAGAGCCUUUAGCUGUAUCCAAAUGACUGCAAACCAUCAUGCAGAGGCUAAGAAAGCAAGGGAAAAGAGAGAUUGGAGCUCAGUGAAGUUAAUCAAAGGAGCUUCCUGAAAAGGGGGGGAUGUUGAAAGUGUGAGGGUCAUGUCUAUAGAUUAAGAUUGGCCUACUUGAAGGCUUGAAAGAGGGAAAAGGUGAGGCAAGAAUGAGUCGUGUCUGGGGAACAUUUAGCCUAGCUGGAGCCACAGCAGAAACCUAGUGGUGGGGGAAGCCAUUAAUACCUUGGUAGCCUGCUUAUAUUGUGAUGCCUUCAUCUCAUUGUGACUCAUCUCUUCCCUAUACCUGCUUGCUUCCAGAACAAGUUCAUAGUAGGGUGGGGGUUGGGGGGGCCCCAGGUGGCCCUGGGACCCCCCAUCAUGGGUGACACUUUCCAGCAAGGGACCCAUUCCUGUUCAGGUCCUGGCCCUGAGGACUGCCAGAACCUAGGCGAAUAUAUCUUGCUCUUUCUGGGCUUCAUCAUCUUCAUCAACAUUGGAAUCAAUGUGGUGACUCUGCUCCAGUACCGCUUUCAGGGCUCUCUGAACCAAAUAUUCCAUAAAUUUUUUCAGGAAGAUAACAUGCUCGAGCUGGCCCCAAUCAUUCCCAAGAAUCUGCUUAUCCACAGGCCUCCAGCACUGAAGCAGAGAUGGAGACCUCCUGUCUAUCAGGACUCUCCUGUCUGUAGAAACCCUCCUAACUGUCAAAAUCCUACUGUCUGUUGGAAAGUUCCUGUCUGUCAGAACCAUUCUGUCUGUCGGAACCCUGCUGCCUCUGAGAACUCUGCUGAUUGUCGGAACCCUACUGUCUGUCAGAACCCAGAGGUCUGUGACCUCUGCACUAUGGACUCUGUGACUCUUGAUCUGACCCCACCAGGCUCCUGCCAUCGACACUCAGUUUUCUCACCAGAACGUAACCAAUGUCCAGAUGCUAGGCUUCCCAAUGGAGAUGACAAUGUUUCCCAGUAUCGGCACCCUGGCAAUUCCCCUGACAAUUGUCAAUAUGACCGGAACUCUCCAAGGCCUCAGGCAUACUUGAAAGGGUUAUCAGCUUGUCUGCCAUUCUCUGGGUUCCGUUUCCAACAGUACCUGGGAAGAUCAGCCAAGAGAGUGGAAGCAAAAGCCAAGAUGGAGUUUGAAGCUUGUGUGUACCCCAUUAACCCCUCAACACAUAAUGCUGAGACUCAGAGCUGCAAAGAGAGUACAGAACCAGGCAUGUAUGGAUAUUCCCCCCAGUAUCUCCAUCGGGUUACAGUCAGCCCUCUAAGCUGCAAUCCCAUGCCCUCCACAAACCACGUAAUGUACAACGGCUGGAAAAAGAAGAGGCACGUAUCAAGUAGGGGUGUUGACAGCUUGCCCCAUGCAUGCCCCCCAGACUGUCUUGAAAAGCCAAGCCAGGACUGGGUAUACUACUCCCUGGAGGAGUGGUAGUGGAGAAUAAUAAAAUGGAAAAAUAAGGGGUAGCUUGCAGUUGGUGUCUGGGAUUCCCCUAAUCCUAGAUACGAAAGGUGAUAGAGCCUACUACCCAUUCAAAGUUUAUGUGGUAUUUUAUAGCUUGCAGAGUGCUUUCUUCACACCAACCCUAUGAGGGGGAGAAGUAGAAGGAUAAUUAUCCUUAUUUUACUGAUCAGGAAAGCUGAAGUUGAGUAGCUAAAGACAUGGAGCUGAUUUGUCUAAGGUAAUAAAGCCAGUUAGUAGCAGAAUGAGCCUCAAACCUAGAUCUCCCAAUCCAAUCACAUUUCUCUUCCUAUUAGACCAUGCUGCCU
Phascolarctos cinereus (koala) is the source of this 3602-nucleotide messenger RNA. RefSeq names its product spermatid maturation protein 1-like. Gene Ontology annotation, cellular component: cytoplasm. Gene Ontology annotation, biological process: sperm individualization; flagellated sperm motility. The record is from RefSeq and is a predicted model, not a curated record. NCBI's taxonomy places the organism in Eukaryota, Metazoa, Chordata, Mammalia, Diprotodontia, Phascolarctidae.